Poeciliopsis prolifica (blackstripe livebearer) is the source of this 3409-nucleotide messenger RNA. Its product is annotated as adhesion G-protein coupled receptor G5-like. Gene Ontology annotation, molecular function: G protein-coupled receptor activity. The transcript is spliced from 15 exons. The coding region runs from base 36 to 1754 and encodes 572 amino acids. Gene Ontology annotation, biological process: adenylate cyclase-activating G protein-coupled receptor signaling pathway; cell surface receptor signaling pathway. Gene Ontology annotation, cellular component: membrane. NCBI's taxonomy places the organism in Eukaryota, Metazoa, Chordata, Actinopteri, Cyprinodontiformes, Poeciliidae. The record is from RefSeq and is a predicted model, not a curated record.
UUCAGACACAAAUUGCUCUCCCAUCUGUUCAGAGGAUGAAGUGUUUUGCCAUUUUUAUCCUUUGGUGGCCGACGUUUAUUGCAUUCCAAGUGGGAUGUGUUGAAAAUAAUUCAACUGGCUUAAUAAACCAAAGUCAGAUUGUAGCAUGUAAUAACAGUCUACAUCAAAAUGGCACAAAAAUGACACAGUGCUAUAUCCUAAAUACAUCGCCUACAACAUCUUCGUCAACAACGACACCUCUGACGACGACAGAUGCAGCACUUCAAACCACAUCAGGAACAGCACAUGUCCAAAAGGUUAUGGAAGCCGUUUCCUCAGUCUUUAAGAAUGGAAGUUAUGAUGCUAAAGACAUUUUUAGACAUUUAGAGAUUCUAGAACAAAACCUAGGAGACACUGAUGUGAAUGAAACUACAUACCUAUCAAGUGACAGUGUCAACGUCCUUCUAUAUAAAAACACAGAUGACUUCAAAGGUCUUGAAAUUCAAGCAAAUAACACAGAGGCCAAGGUGAAUGCCUCUGUGUCGAACAUUAAAGUGAAGAUUCGCAUACCGAGAGAGUUCAACCUUCAGAAGAAUGAUAAAGUUGUUUUCUCCAUGAUUAAAAUGGCAAAUAAUACUUUCAAAACAGCUCAUUCACUGUAUGAUCAUCUGCUGGUUGGCCUGAGUGUGGCAGGCAAGAAUUUUUCAGGCCUUCAAGAUCGAGUCAACAUCAGCAUACAUCGCACAACAAGUCUGAUGAAAUCCCAAGCACCCAAAUGUGUGUUCCUGAAUACUACCAACAAUUUAACAGACUUCAGCACAUAUGGCUGUGAGACAUUCUGGGUUAACCAACCUUAUAUCACUUGUUCCUGUGACCAUCUCACAUACUUUGCUGUACUCAUGGUGUCUGCAGACGUCUCACCCAAAGACACUGAGAUCUUGUCCUACAUCACCUACAUCGGCUGUGGUAUAUCUCUGUUUGCUCUGGUCGUCACUGUUGGUCUCUUCAUCACAACCAAAAAGCUCAGAGCAGAUGAUUCCAAGAAGAUCCACAUCAGCCUGGCAGCGGCUCUGAUCCUCCUUAACAUUCACUUUCUGUUCAGCGAGGCGGCGGCAGCGUCGUCCUCCACUGAGCUUUGUGUCUAUGUGGCUCUUCUUCUUCACUACUCCCUGCUGGCCUCUUUCACCUGGAUGGCUUUGGAGGGCUUCCACCUCUACCUUGUCUUGGUCAAAGUCUUCAACAUCUAUGUGAGUCGAUACCUGCUGAAGCUCAGUGUGGUGGGAUGGGGUCUUCCAGCGGUCAUCGUGACAAUAAUGGUGAUCACACGCAAAGACGCCUACGGUCGAGCACCCCUGAACGUCUCUAACCCUAAUGAAACUGCAAUAUGCUACAUAACAAAUGACACAGCAAAGAUGGUGACCACACUGGGACUGUUCAGUGCAGUGUUCCUCUUUAAUAUGAUCAUGUUUGGAGUGACAAUCAAAUGGUACAUGGGUGGAAACUUAAACAAACAGCAUGGACAGAGGCGGCAUCAUGAAGCCAAGCAGGAAAUGUGCACCCUGCUGACACUCAUGGUCCUGCUGGGACUGACCUGGUGCCUGAUCUUCUUUUCGUUUGGUCACCUCGACACUGCCGGCCUCUACAGUUUCUGCAUACUGAACUCUUUGCAAGGUUUCUUUGUCUCCAUUUACUUUGUGUUGUCAUGGAAAAAGUCCAAGGAAGUUGAACUGGGAACUGGGAAGUCGAGUUCUGAAACAAAAAGCUCCAGUAGCUGAAUUUAAACUGGGUGGAGGAUAUACACAUCCCUGCCAAUUUACAUCUUAGUUUGUUUUUUGUUGUUGUUGUUGUUUGUUUGUUUGUAACAAAUAUUUAUAUGUAUUUAAGAAAACAGGUGUUAUUGAUAGCUCUUUCUGAUUUUAUUCAAUGUAAAAUUCUGUACUACUGUAGUAAGAAUUUUCCAAGCUUUUGGUUUAAAUACUUGUGUUUUUUCUGACCUAUGGGAGUCUUUUAUAUCUUUUAUAUCCCAUCAUUUCAGCGGCUCUGGUCAACGUUCCCUCAGAGUUAUUCUUCACAUAACACUAUGAUGUCCUUCUAUGUCUUUGUCUUAAUUUUUCCAGAAGUUCAAAAUUUUCAGAAAAUAAAAUAUAAAGUGUCACAGUAUAGAUAGAUUUGUAUGUAUGGCAAUAAUCAGCUAAGACACUUACAACCUGAGAUGAACUGAAGCAGAUGUUAACUGGCUUGAAAGAGACUUGACACUGGAGACGUGGUUAAAGAACCCAUUAGAAAUUUGUUCUGUCUUUAAUUCUGGAAGAUCAACACAUCCAUAUGUACAUCAUAAUUUUUUUAUAACCUUGAGGGUUUUACACAAACCAGCAAGAGAGACGUUGAGUAAAUUUAAAAAAAAUGUUAAUUUAUUACAAAAAAAUCAAAACGUAAAUUCAAAAUGAUAAAUUGGGCUCAAAACUGAGGUCAACAUAACAAACUACAACUCAGGUAGUAACACAAAGAACUCAAACAAAACUGACCUGGCUAACAAGACAUAAAGGGAACUUAAAUAGUGGCUGAUCAAACCACUACUAAACACAAAGGGGAUAAUUAAACACACAAAAACAUAAACAAAUACUGGGAAAUGCAUUAUUAAAUCUUUGAAUUAAAUAAAUAUUAGAACUGAACUAACUUGCAAAAAAAAAAAAAAGCAUUAAAGAAAUGAUGAAACCAAACUAAAAGACUAAAUUUUCCCUUCCCCUGGCGAGCAGAUGGAAUGACCCACUGGGGAAGUUGACAGCCAUAUAUGGGCAUCAGCUGGAGAUCAUCUUCAUAAUUCCAUCCGCAGCUCCAGAGGAAACUGGUAACUCAAAAGAAAUUUAGUGCAUUAAACAAAAACUGCAAAUAACUAACAAAUAAAAUUAACUAAAUGGGUGCACUUCAAAUAGUCAACUAAAUUGGUCAGAUUAAUGAAAACAAAUUUAAAGAUAAAAAUCUACACAAUAUACAUGUGCAUGAACACAUCAUUCAAAAAACUGGCUAAAGAAAUCUGCUCCACUCAGACUAGUUUAAUUUAUAAAACAGGUCAAGUAGCUUUUCAUCAUUUUAAGCUCAGCUGAUGGGAAAAUCAAUCACAGUCUGAGGAUUUUUCAUAUCAAUACAGACAAUCCUGUUAAUUCAGUAAUUUAAUAUGACCACUUGCAAGUGAUGAUUGUCUGGUUCAGCUGCCCUAAAUGUCAUUCUAAAACUAUCAGCCUUUCAAAUUGUGUCUUUUGUUCUUUCUUUUUAUUUCACCCUUCUUUUUCUUUAUCAGACUAAGCAUGCCUGUUCGCUUUUGCUUAUUUGACGUUGUGAAUAAAGUUUGAUCUGUUUCUACGGUUUCAUUCAUUUGAAGAUGGUCAGCUAAGGUUUCGUGACUCCAUGGAAUUCAAAGGCAAAUGGUUAU